Molecule: messenger RNA, 7685 nt
Organism: Danio aesculapii
Lineage: Eukaryota; Metazoa; Chordata; Actinopteri; Cypriniformes; Danionidae
Gene: gipc1
Product: GIPC PDZ domain containing family, member 1
Exons: 7
Coding region: 282-1289 (335 amino acids)
Molecular function (GO): protein binding
Source: RefSeq, a predicted model, not a curated record
AGUGUGUGCUCUGUUGAGUGAUGUGAUGUCCGCCCUCAUCACACACUCUACAACACUCCCUAAACUCCUGCAUUAACACUCCUCAACAAGCAUCCCCUGUAAUGAACUUACUAUAAGCUCGGCGUCCAGCGGUUCAUGGUUUUCUCCUUGCCAGUGUUAGUUUGAUCUGGAGAUUUGAAUGGGUUGAACUCCAGAGACUUUCUCCUUUGAUUUGGGAACAUAAAGAACAGUAUUAAAGCUUGUGCACUCACCUUUUGCAUUAAAGACAGCAGCGCCCAAAAAUGCCACUUGGAUUGGGACGCAGAAAGAAGGCGUCUCCGCUGGUGGAGAACGAGGAGGCUGAACCCAUCCGGGCUGGACUAAAUGUCUCAGGGUUGGAUGGUCUGGAUGGUGGCAGGGUUGGCCUGGGUGAAGGAGCCACCCAUGAGGGUUUACCACCUCCACCCACCAGCUUGCGCCCACGGCUGAUCUUCCACACACAGCUGGCUCAUGGCAGCCCCACGGGACGCAUCGAGGGUUUCAGUAACGUGCGUGAGCUUUAUGCUAAGAUAGGAGAGGCCUUUGGGAUUCCUCCAACCGAGGUGAUGUUUUGCACACUGAACACUCACAAAGUGGAUAUGGACAAGCUUUUGGGUGGUCAGAUCGGACUGGAGGACUUUAUAUUCGCUCAUGUGAAAGGCCAGAGGAAAGAGGUGGAGGUCUUUAAAGGAGAGGAUGCACUGGGGCUCACCAUCACUGAUAAUGGAGCUGGCUAUGCUUUUAUUAAGAGAAUAAGAGAAGGCAGCAUUAUUCAUCAGAUUCAAGUUAUCAAUGUGGGUGACAUGAUCGAGUCAAUCAACGGGCAGAUACUCAUUGGCUGUCGCCAUUAUGAGGUUGCCAAAAUGCUGAAGGAGCUGCCUAAAGGGAAAACGUUUUUCCUGAAGAUGGUGGAACCCUUGAAGGCAUUUGACAUGAUCAGUCAGCGAUCAGGAAGCAGGUCUGGCUCUGCACAGUUAGGAACGGGCAGAGGAACUCUGCGUCUGAGGUCAAAAGGACCAGCCACUGUAGAGGAGCUACCAUCAGCUUUUGAAGAAAAAGCCAUUGAGAAAGUUGAUGAUCUGCUGGAGAGCUACAUGGGCAUCAGAGACAGUGAACUUGCUGCGACAAUGGUGGAGCUCGGCAAGGACAAAAAGAACCCAGAUGAGUUUGCUGAAGCUUUGGACGAGACUCUGGGCGAUUUUGCUUUUCCAGAUGAGUUUGUGUUUGAUGUGUGGGGUGCCAUAGGCGACGCAAAGGUCGGUCGCGUGUAACGCUAGAAAACACUACUUUAGGAACACUAUCAAAUUCAUUUUUUUUUAGUUUUGGGAGCAUACGCUGGGAUGCUUUUAGGAACGCUGGAAACACUUAUAUAUAGGUCUUUAACUCCACUUAAAAAAACAAAAAAAUAGAGUUCAGAUUUGACUAGGUUGAGCCUAAUCACGUAAAUGAAAUGUCUUAUUUGGUAGAAUAUUAAAUCUUAGUUCACCUAAAAAUGAAAAUUCUGUUAUUAAUAACUCACCCUGAUGUCAUUUCAAUCCCCUGAGAUCUUUUUUCAUCUUUAAAAGCAUAAAUUAAGAUAUUUUAGAUGAAAUCUGAGAGCUCCCUUAUCCUCUGUGGAUAGAAAGGUUCAUGGUUUGUUCAGUAAAGGCACUCUAGGUAAAGAAAGUGAGCAUAUUUAAUCUAAAAUAUCUUAUGUUGUGUUCUGAAGAUGAAUGAUGUCUCUAGAUGUCUCUGGAUUGGUGUUAGUAAAAAAAAUAACAAGAUAUUCUUUUUUGGGUGGACUAAUCUUUUAAAACAAAGGGAUAUUUCCCCCCAAAAAUGAAAAUUCCGCCAUUUACUUAUCCUCAGGUUGAUCCAAUCCUACUUCUUUUUAUUCUGCUGAGCACAAAGCAAGAUAUUUUGAAGAAUGUCAGUAACCAAACAGAUAUUGCCACCCAUUUACAGCCAUUUACAUUUACUAUGGCAGUAAAAGAAUGGCAAGAUCAGUUUGGUUGCUGAUAUCCUCCAAAGAUUUGUGUUCAACAGAACAAAGAAAUUGAUAAAGGAUGGAAUAACCUUAGGGGGAGUAAAUUAUGGCAGAAUUGUCAUAUUUGGACGAACUAUGGCUUAAGAAAAGAUGCUUAAACAUUACAUUUUGAGUUGUUUACUCCAGGGACCAUCAUUGGUUUCUCUGUGAGGUCACUCUGUUACAUACUGUGACUUUUUUUUUUUCAUUGCACUGUGUUGCCCGUCGCUGUAUAAAUUGCACGGUAUGGCACAGAACACACAGUGCAGAGAUCGAAGCAAUGCACUGUAUUAACCUGCGGUGUGGAUCUGACCCUGUCUCAAGGCAGAAUAAUGGACCAUUUUGUCUUAUCUCCACUAUAAUGAUUCCCUAAAGCAUGUGCUGUCUUAUUUACUCUUGUUCUCUCUUUUACGAAGGAUUUCAAGUGGCUUUGAAGUUGUUGCUAUGAACUGUUGACCUCUAGUGCUUUACAUUUCCAGUUCUGUGGCUUAGCUCUUAUUUUAAAGGAGUAAAAGGAAACAAACAGAAAUAGGUUUUAAUUUCAGUAGUGUGGUAAACUACCACUCAAUGCCAAACGGAAGUAUUUUUUUUUGCAUUCUCUGCAUUUGCACGCAUCAUGAAGUAUUCCACAUAGUAUUACAUCCGUUACAGUAUUUAUCCUUUUAAGGAUUGAUGGAAGAAAUAUGAAGGAAUUAAAAGCGGGGCUGGGUAAUAUUAGGCCUGGUCAAUUAAUCGAAUUGAGAAAUGCAGCGAUUGUCAUGCACAUCUUGUCAGGAAAGCAUGGUGUAAUCAUUAGUAAAAUCUCAGACGAAGGUCAGAAGGCGCUCUCAUGGAAACUCCAAAUAUCCAUGAAGAAGAAAUCCCCAUAGUGUCGAUUCAUAGAAAUGUACACUAAGUAUCACUUACGGACCCUGAGUAUGCGUCGAUACCGCUGCCACAUUUGUACAGUGCUCCCAGGACAAAAGUCAUUCAACCGCACUAGUCAAGCUAAUCUUUUGCACUGCGUACAUGUGUAGUAAUCAGAAGAUAAAGGCAAAACAUUUCAUAGCUAAGAUUUCGUUUUUUUUUACGUUUUUGUAUGUUACAAACUUACGCACUAAACAAGUAACGUUAUUGAUGAUAAUACAGUCACUUAUUGCAUUGACCAUAAGGCAAACUAGCACCAACUCACACUAAAUACUAGGCUUAUGCUAGUUUUGUUGAAUAAAAUUAGCAAACAAUGUAAAUGAAAUAUGACAACAAGACGUUGCGGUGCCGGAAAGUUGUAUUAUUGUCAGCUAAGUAAAUUAACGGCUAGUUUUUGAAGUAACUUAUAAGGGUGCCUGAUAACAUAACAGUGUCUGCGCCUCAAUGUGCAUACCUUCCACCAUGAAUUGUUGAAUAUUACAAAUGUUAUAUACCAUUUAGAUCAGAGAAAGGUGGAUAUGCACAUUAGGACGCAGGGGUAUCAAUGGUUCACACGAAUCGUUCUUAAUGGAGAUUUAUUCACAAAUGAAUCGCUCCCUUUAUUAAAAUUAAAAGUGAAAGCGGGAGAGGGGGUGUGUUUCAGGACACGGAUUAGGUCAAAUUUUAAAGGGAGGUAGGAUAAUAUAUUGCAUGCACACAAACAUACUCUGUCGGCAAUGGUCGCUUAUCCAUCAUUGCAGAAAAGUGAUAAAAUGAUUUACUUUCAUAAUUAAAAAAAAUAAAAAAUUGCGUACUGACCACAGUGAAAACACCUGAUCAUAUAUAUUGUUUACAUAUCUAUGGCUCCGGAUGGCCAGUCCUCCACUGCACCUUCGUCCCACAUUCAUUUCAAAGGAGCGCUACCCUGAACUAAAAUGGUGGCUCCUUCCAUUAGACACAUUCCUGACACAUUCCUUCCAAUAGACAACAAUAGUGUAGGCGACAUCUAAUGUAAAUAUCUACGGUGUUGCAUCAUAAACAAGAUUUCGCAGCUUUCAUUAAUUUAGUGUAACAAAUAAAUACACUAAUACUGAAUCAUGUCACAUAAGAAUUUAUUUCAAACACUCGACUUAAGUACUGAAGAGGUAGCUUCAGAUAAAACCAUUUUGCAUGUCAUUUUGUGGUCAUUUCACAUUAGCAUUUACUACACAGAGCCAUAGUUUUCUCAGAAGAGACACAAAAAGCUGUCACAGAAUGAUUUUCUCAAAUGAUUAAAUCAAAUCUGAUACUAAAAACUAUUUUUGUGUAGCUUAUCAGUGAAUUAUGACUUGUUAACGCUGCUCUAUAUGAAAGCAUGAGGUAUAGGUGUACUAGAGUCGAACUUUUCUGACAAGAUGUACAUGAAUAUCACUUUCGAUUAAUCUCCCAGACUUAGGUGUUAUAUAUAUGUUACACAUACAAACAUAUUAACGUGUCAUAUUAACCAAUAAGAAUCAAGUUAUGCUGUCCACAUGGUUUUUACCUCAAUAUAUGUUAAUCAUUUUGAUACAUAUACUCAAUAUAUCAAUACAUGGUUUGUUUUUUAAACAAUUAAAGGGAUAGUUCACCCAAAACUGAAAAUUGUAAUCAUUUACUCACUCUUCACUUGUCAAAAAUCUGUUUGAGUUUCUUUUUUUUUAGUCGAAAACCAAGGAAGAUAGUUUUAAGCAGGGCUGCACGGUAUUGAAAAAAUGGAACAUUGCAAUUUUUUUUUAUCCUGAGAUAUUAAUACAAUUUCACCACAGUGACAGUAUUUAUGGGAAGAAUUGAUCAUUUUAGACUGGGAUGAUUAAGAUUAAUCUACAAGCAUAGAUAAAUUCAAUAAAGGGAAAGAUACAAAUGAAAUAAACAGCAUUUUAUUUAUUUAUUACAGUAUUCAUAUAUACAGUAAUUGAAUAAUCAAAUGUAAAUUUAUACUGCAUAGUCUUUGUUUUAUAAAUAAUUCAAUAAAAAUUUAUUACAAACGAAAAAUAAACUCCUCACGAAUAAACGAAUAAACUCCUCACGCAGUCUCAGGCCUCAAAAAACUUUAGCAAAAUGAUAAAUUAUAAUCCAGACUCAACUUUGCAUAUAUUCGCGGUGUGACUAUUGUGAAUGAUCACAUUGCAAUAUUAUUGCUGAAAUAUUUAUCAGCCCUAGUUUGAAGUCGUUGAAAUCUUUACCCAUUGACUUACAUUGUAUUUGUUUAUCUUACUAUUAAAAAUUCAGUGGUUGCUGGAUUGUAAUGUUCUUCGAAAUAUCUUCUUUUAUGCUUCACAGAAAAAAAGAAACUCAAACAGGUUUAAAAUCACUUAGGGGGUAAAUAGUGUGCAAGUUUUAAUUUUUGGGUGAACUAACCCUUACAUAAGCUUUUAAAGUGACAUGGUUAUUCUAAAGCAAAACAGAUGAGAGAAAAAAUGCACUGCUUUUAUGGUUGCUUGCAAACUUUUUGCAAUAGAAAUACUUUGACGUCAAUGCUUUUGCAAGCAGACAAACUUUCAUAGGGAACACACACAGUACAUUUGAGGAUCAAAGGUAAAGUAUUGACAUUUAAUUUGACCUCAUAUUUUAAUGAUCACUAUAUUAAAUCUUUGUGACUUAUGAAUCAGUUUACAACAUUGCCUCAUAUUUUUUUUUUACUGCCAGCAACAAUACAUUAUGAAAAUACGAUGUGUACAUAUCGCCCAGCCCUGCUUAUAAGUGAAUAUUUAAAGCACUGGUGUAGGUAUUGGGUCAUGUUUGUAUGUGGUGGUGAUUUGAGUGUAUAUAGUGGUGAUGUGUUUACAGAAAUGACACUACAGGUAGGGAACAUUCCCAACAUACUGACAAUAGUUCUGCAAACAUGACCAAACACAGACGUCAUAGACUGAGCACAUGGUGAGUUAUGAAUUUAAUGGAACUCAGACAUGAUUACUCUUUAACCAGCAGUUCAACACUGUCCUCCUUCACAACAGAGCAUGUUUGAAAUGUUAAGUAUUGGUCGUGUUAUGGUUAAAACUUCGAACGUAAUAGUUCUUUUUUUAUUAUUGAUUAUUUUUCCAGCAUCAUUUCUUAUCAGGGAUAUAAGUUAAUGUUUAAAUGCCCCUGAGAAAAAAAAAUUAUAAAAAGGUAAAAUAAAAAAAGGAACAUAGGCUCAUUCUGAAAAUGUAGCCCUAUAUACAUAUUUCUGGAGAUCGCAAAUUAUUUAGCCAGAGGAACGUAUGGCUACAUUUCAUCUUUAAAAUUAAUGCUAUGGGGUGGUAUGACGGCUUUCCCUUUAUCGCCUCUGUAUGGACGGCUUUUCUGCUGUUACCAGUUUGCCCAGUAGCUUGCCACGUACGUCGGCGGACUUGAGAUGCAGAGUGGAGUUGACCGUGACAAUGGGGUUCGGAACAGUUCCAGAAAGCAGGUAAAAUAAAAACAAAAUGCAAAAAAUAAAAUAAACAAGUAUAUAACAGUGUGAAAAUGUGGUAAAAUCUGAAAAUGUGGUGGUAACCCGGCUGCCGCGAGGGCUUUUUUUUUUAGAGACCGAGGACCUAUUGAAAUUGCUCCAUUUAUUCAUCUUUUCAAAAAUAAAUUACAUUUUUUAUAGUCUAAACAUGCAUGAAAACUCACGAAACUGCACACGCACCAAAAGUGAUUGUAGGUUUCGGAAGUGAGUGUUGCAAAAUGGCUCAACAGUGCCACCUGUGCACAUUUGAUGGAGUAACCCUGGAGCUACAUUUCACGCACAUGUGCGAAUAUUGGCACACACAUCAGAUAUGCCAAUACCUACAGGAAAUCAGAUAUUCCUAACUAAUAAUUGUGAAGAGUUUUCUCCGAAGGGCAUGUCCAUGGCGGCUUCGCAAAUUUUGAUGUUUUGCCAUAAAACAGGAAGUUGUUAUACAGUAACUCAGGCAUGCAUUGUCUGAUCUGCCUCAAAAUCCACCUGUUUGAUAAGAGUCCUGACCUGAACACGUUCACAUGCCAAUAUCCAGUUACAGUUACAGCACCACCUACUGGCAACAGGAAAUGUCAUGUUAUACAGUGUAACACUCCUCCUACAAAUUUUAUUUGUUUUCGUCAAUUGGCGUGUCCGUGGCGGACUGACCAAUUAAUUCUGGAUUGCUUUUGAAAACACUGCGGUUGGGUUUCAGGUAGUGGGUGGUCGGGUUAAUCUGUGCUUUUUAAAACACUAUCGGUUAAGGUUAGGGAAGGAGGAGGGUGGGCCAGUCGAUCGGUCAGUUAGUUAGUCAGUCGACAGCGGCCUCUGGUGGAUUCAGGUGAAAAAAGCAGACACGAAUGGCACUUGCGAGGGAAAUUUGAGAUCUCAAAAAGCAUACACAGCGCCCUGUGGCGGAUUCAUGAAAACAAAAUUGCAAAGAAACAUAGCUCCUGGAACGUAUUUGGUGCUCUUCAGAAAUGUAUAUAGGGAUACGUAAACAGAAUGAGCUUGGGUUGAAAAAGAAGUGGUGAAAUGUUUUGUUCUUACUUUAUACGUGCUACAAAGAUAUCAGUGUAGCAUGAACGUAUUUUCCUUGUGGUUGAUUUACUUUGGACACUUUUUCAGUCUACGGUUUUUGAACAUAUUUCGACAAAACAUUUUUAAGAAUGAAUAGUUUACACUGGUGUAAUGGUUUUGAUGGAUUCAUGUUUCAUGUUACACUGUCUCAGACUACCUUCAAAUGCAAUAAUAUGUUAUGUCUGUUUUGUAAUGUUUCUUCAUUGACAAAUGCUAUUGCACCAAAUUGUUAUUGGUUAGACUUGUUUCUCGUCAACAGUAUUAAAAUGAACAAAACUA